AUGACAUUCUUCCACGCACAUACAACCUUGACUCCUACUCCUCCACUGACACAACCUCCCUCCGACCCACCCGCCGAUCUCAAGAUUUCCCAGUUGCCUUCCCCAAACGACACCCUUGAACAAGACUUUAACAAUUUAUCUGAGUUGGUUUUACACACACGCACACUAGGAGAGCACGUUGGUACUGCUUGGCAACUGGAAAGAGUUAUGCGCUGGGUUCCAAAUUUUGACCACCACACCGAUCCUAGUGGGAUCCGAAAAGAGGAAGGCGGAAGCUCUGGGUUUUUUAAAAUCCGAGGGACAACUGUCGAGGCCGUUGUUGGUGGGGUGUUUUACCAGUUCGGCGGAGUUGCUGCCCAUCGACUGUUCCACACCCGAGUGCUACCCCAUCUUAUCUUCCUUCUCCCAACCGAAUACCGAAAACCAGCAGAGGCGGCAUAUAAACGGCUUGGUGGACCUUCAGCACCUAUUCUCCUCUCAUCACAGCUCUCACAUCUGCAACUCCAAAAUCCGGCUCGCUCGGGUAGUCCGGUUAUUCUCAUUGAACUAAUUCUAUCUUUGAACCACUACGUCGAUCAAGGUCUUGGCCCUGCUCAGACCCAGGACCCAGGAUCAUCGGGCAUGGACCCGGGUAUUUACGUUCCGUCGGUGGAGAGCCUGCGACCCGGUAAUGCGCUAAACAAUGCACACGAUCUGACCUCUACCACUAAGGUUGUUGGUUUCAAAGCCUUUGCAUAUGGUAGCUCUUCGGACGUAUGGCGAGGCGUUAAUUGGAGUAGGGGAGAUGCGAGAGAUGUUGCAGUUAAAGUCAUACGGGCAUCCAAACGGAGUGAAUUAGGAGUCGAAGAAAUAAGAAAGUGGGUCUCUAAAGAGAUCAAUACUUGGGGUGCAGUCACACAUCCAAUCUGCCAAGUAGCGGAUGGCCUAGAUUAUCUUCAUUCUCAUAACCCUCGCAUAGCCCAUGGCCAAAUAAAGGCGUGCAAUAUUUUAAUAAAACACGAUGGCACCGCCUUGAUUGCGGGGUUUGGACUAAGUCGUUUUGUAACGGAUAUCUCGACAGGAUCGAGGAGAUUAUCGAACACUAUUAGAGAUAGGUGGACGGCACCUGAGCUAUUGGACGAUGUCAGCGACCAUAUUAUUGGAUUGACUACUACUGCCAGCGACGUGUGGGCUUUUGGUUUUUUAUGCAUUGAGAUUUUAUUAGGAACAAUUCCUUGGGAUUCAAACAAGGGAAAUGCCACAGUAAUGACACUGAAAGAGAGAGCGUCACCGCCCUUACCCGAUAGUAUCAAAUCUACGCCUGUUGGACACAUUAUAAGACAUUGCUGGAUAUACGAGCCUUCCCAGCGGCCAAGUAUGGCUCAAUUAGUUCACGCAAUCUCGGAAAAUGAUCUAGAGUACUUGCACACACCCGUAUGCGUACUGCUAUCGGCUGACGCGCUCUCAGACUCGUCCCAUAAAGCGACAACAGUACCCAAUCUGUAUGCCGUCCCUGAUAGCGAUGUAGUACAUUCCUUGCAAACAUAUCCAAGCUCACCUGCUUCUGUAUCCCGGGAAGAACCAUUGCUCUUGGAAACGACCUUUCCUGCUGCCGGUCCUCAUAGGUCGUCAAGGAGUAUCCGCAAGGCCAGACAAAUUAACCAGCUUAGGUGGCCGCACGGACCAGAUUUAUACACCUCAUCUCCAGCUCCAUGGUCCGGCAUGGAGGGAAUAAAUGAUAGGAACGUCACUGCAUGGCCACACAGGGUAUCAACUCGCCCGUUUCUAUCACCAAAAGGCGUUCGCCAAAAUUCUGUUCCUUUCCAAAGGACUGAAGUCGGGCACCCAAGGAUACCUGUAGAGAGCUCGAAAUCGGACAUUUCUGAUAAUGCGCCCGCUCAUUCGGCCUUUGAGCUGGAGCUUCUGGCGGAGACUUUUGAGAAGCGCUCGACUCAAUGGGGAAACGCUUUAAUCUCUGCAGCUCGUGAACAAACCCCUGGUUCCCCCCUCGAAAAAUCUCACAUAUCUUCACCUUCUAAUAACUAUGAAUCGAGUGCUGAUUUUCCGAGCGACCCUCAAACUCCCGCUUCGGUUAGCAAACAAAUGACUAUCCGUGAAGUUAUUUCCCAUUUGGUUGCCCAUGGCUGCCAAGAUUUAACCAAAGAAAUUGACAAUAACGCAUUUACCGAACAUCCAGUGUCUCAUGGGGGAUUUAGUGAUAUAUACCGUGGUCGAUUAUUGGAUAACGCACAUGUUGCCAUCAAGGUUUUAAGGAUAUCUGCGACCGGUAUCACUGAGGAUCUUAAGCACUUCAAGCACGCAGCUCGUGAAUUGCAUACCUGGAGUAAAUGUGCCCACCCAAACGUCCUAUCACUACUUGGGCUAGCAGAAUUUCGCGGCCGAAUCGGAAUGAUAUCACCUUGGAUGACACAGGGGAGCUUACCUCGCUACCUUGAGCGAACCCCUGACGCCAACCGGUACAACCUGUGUGUUCAAUUAUGUGAUGGCCUAUCCUUUAUGCACCAGAUAGGAAUUAUUCAUGGAGAUCUUAAAGGGGCUAACCAUCAAAUUCACGAAGACAACGAGCAGCAAUUCCUUGACACUACGGUGGCUUCCGAGCUUAUCACUGGCUCAGGAAGCCAGAGUCAAGCAUCUGACGUAUAUGCGCUUGGAAUGACCAUAUAUGAAGUGUUUUCUGGCACUCUUCCAUAUGACGGAAAGCUGGAACAUACUAUAAUGUAUCUCGUGAUUGUAAAACGGGAACCACCAGAACGACCCGCAAGUAUACCCACAGGGAGAAGAGAUGGGGACGAGCUUUGGGAUUUACUCCUACGCUGUUGGGCGUUUGAGGCGACGGCUCGCCCAACCGCAAGUGAAGUUACAGGUGCCAUGAGGACGAUCGCAAUGAACGAGUUCUGA
Rhizoctonia solani is the source of this 2898-nucleotide messenger RNA. RefSeq names its product protein tyrosine kinase domain-containing protein. The record is from RefSeq and is a predicted model, not a curated record. Gene Ontology annotation, molecular function: ribonuclease III activity; ATP binding; protein kinase activity. Gene Ontology annotation, biological process: RNA processing; protein phosphorylation. The coding region runs from base 1 to 2898 and encodes 965 amino acids. NCBI's taxonomy places the organism in Eukaryota, Fungi, Basidiomycota, Agaricomycetes, Cantharellales, Ceratobasidiaceae. The transcript is spliced from 23 exons.